CGAGUCAUCCCUCUCAUUGCUCCUAUCUACUACUGUGUUAUGGCUGCUGCUGCUGUAAUUUUCAGAGACCCAUAAUCUCCCGUCUAUCCCUCCAAAAAUACCCAUUCAGAGAUUAAAAAAAGCCAUGGCCUUCAACAGCAGAAACACAAUCUCGGAUCAGAGGAGGGAAAGAAGCGAAGCUGCCCAUUUUGCUGUUUGAUGUAUGGAUACCCUCGUCCGUGAUCCUUUCUAUCACGAUGUCCCUCCUUUCUUCAAAAUGUCCAUGAAAGAGCUUCUGGAAAGCAAACACCCUACUGCAUGGGUUGAAUUUGAGAAUGGGCUGAUUGAUGAGAACGAGCUAGAGAGGAAAUUCUUCAAAGAUGGAAGAACUUUUGAUCUGGAAGGUCUCAAGGAGUGUAUGACAAGAGGAUAUUCGUACAUAGACGGCAUGGAAAAUUUGCUUCAUUGUCUUAAACAAAACAAUUAUGAAGUGCAUGCUUUUACAAACUAUCCUAUCUGGUCAGUUUAAGUUUGCUUCCUUCACCUCUUGGCUAAAUUUUCUCACUUGUCGUCUGACGUGUGAGAGAUAUGUAGGUACACAAUGAUUGAGGAGAAGCUAAAACUCUCAAACUAUUUGUCCUGGACAUUUUGUUCAUGCAAAAUGGGGAAAAGGAAGCCUGCUCUAGAUUCAUUUAUGGAAGUUGUGCAUAGUCUUGAAGUUGAGCCAUCAGGCUGCAUCUUUAUAGAUGACAGGAUUGGGAACAUCGAAGCAGCUAAAGAUGCAGGCAUGGUUGGGUUACAUUUCAAGGAUGCAGAUUCUCUUAAACAUGAUUUGUUUCAUUUAGGGGUUGAGCUGCAGAUUGAAACAAGCAACACACGGUAGAAAAUAAAAGAGAUUUAAAAGGUUGGCGAUUCUUCAACAAUUUUCGCAAUUUAUCCACUAAACCUUGAAUCAGUGUGAUAUGUAGGCAUAAUUUAUGCUAAAAUUUCAGUCACAAUGUAUAUAUGUACCGCCUGCAUUCUUGGUACUUAUCCUUGUGAGAGCAUUUUAAUAGUUAUAAAGGAAAUUUUUCUUUAAAGACCUACACUUUAUUGAAUAAAGAAUAAUUAAUCUACAAAAAGGAUAACGCAAAGGAUGCAGAGCUGAGAGAAUAAACUAGAAAUCUGCAUUUUUGGGUUUGCUUCUAUACGUCAAUUGAUGCAAGCCACAAAAUCCAGCAUGCAUGAAGCGCUCCUCCUCUAUCUUCUUCAGUCUGGAGCUUUGAGUUGAAAGGAUGCUCAUUGUUUUUUCCCCUCUUUAUUUUAUUUUAUUUUCUUUUCUUUUCAAAUGAGCCAAUCUUUUCAAGAGAAAUGAUUCUUGCUGCAUUAUAUGUAAGAAUGUUACUAGUUGUCUAUUUUAUUGGAAGCUUUGCAAUUAAAGAUAA
Molecule: messenger RNA, 1403 nt
Organism: Asparagus officinalis (garden asparagus)
Lineage: Eukaryota; Viridiplantae; Streptophyta; Magnoliopsida; Asparagales; Asparagaceae
Exons: 6
Source: RefSeq, a predicted model, not a curated record